This is a messenger RNA of Bufo gargarizans (Asiatic toad), 2248 nucleotides long. RefSeq names its product neuropeptide Y receptor Y5 (gene NPY5R). Gene Ontology annotation, cellular component: neuron projection; plasma membrane. Gene Ontology annotation, molecular function: neuropeptide binding; neuropeptide Y receptor activity. The transcript is spliced from 4 exons. Lineage: Eukaryota; Metazoa; Chordata; Amphibia; Anura; Bufonidae. The coding region runs from base 380 to 1756 and encodes 458 amino acids. Gene Ontology annotation, biological process: G protein-coupled receptor signaling pathway. The record is from RefSeq and is a predicted model, not a curated record.
CAAUCUUUACAGUCUGAGGCAGAGAAAUAACUGGAGCUAUGCCCUGUCCUCCUCUCUUCCUCUCCAUGCAUUGUCCAUCUCUCCCUACAAAUACCAGCUGAACCUGACAUCCAAGCAAGUGGCGUCUGCACAUCCCUAGAUAAAGAUGCCUGCUCAAUGAACUCUGGAGCCUUUAGGAGAAAUCUUCAUGAUGGUUUGGAUUGCAUGGAGAAGAAAAGGAAAGUGAACAACUCAAAAAAGUGGAGACAUCACCAGUAGAUUGUGGCUGCACCUUGGGUAUUGAUGCAGACAGACUGCAACAGUGGCAAGAUGGGGCACCUCCAGCAAGGCGAGGUCUAUUCAUCGGAAUCAGCCAAAAGAGUGAGAAAAUGACUGUGAAAUGGAUUUGGACAUAAAAGACUUUAACAGAACUGUUAUGAAAGAAGAAAACAGCACCUUUGAAACAUCAGCCACCGAUUUUCCAGCUUGGGAGGAUUACAACAGCAGUGUGGACGACAUUCGAUACUUUCUAAUUGGGCUGUAUACAUUUGUAAGCCUGCUUGGAUUUAUGGGAAAUCUCCUAAUUCUUCUGGCUAUUUUCAAAAAGCGCAAGCAGAAAACUAUAAUUAACUACCUGAUUGGAAACUUGGCUUUUUCAGAUAUUUUAGUUGUGCUGUUCUGCUCACCAUUUACCCUGACAUGUGUCUUACUAGACCAGUGGAUCUUUGGUGAGGUCAUGUGUCAUGUUGUGCCUUUCCUCCAGUGUGUCUCUGUUCUAAUCUCUACUCUAAUGCUCAUGUCAAUUGCCUUGGUGAGGUACCACAUGAUAAAACAUCCUCUGUCAACCAAUUUAACUGCAAAUCAUGGAUAUUUUUUGAUUGCUACUGUCUGGACUCUUGGUUUCACCAUAUGUUCCCCUUUACCGGUCUUUCAUAAAAUUAUAAACUUGAGAGAAGCAUUUAAUUUAGAGCCACUGAUGAAUAGUUAUCUGUGUAUUGAGUCCUGGCCAUCUGAUUCCUACAGAAUUGCCUUCACCAUUUCCUUAUUACUGGUACAAUAUAUAUUGCCAUUGUUUUGUUUAACAAUAAGUCAUACAAGUGUUUGCAGAAGCAUAAGUUCAAGAUUACCAAACAAAGAUGUGAAAGUUGAGGAAAAUGAGAUGAUCAACUUGACCCUUCAACAACCAAAAACAAAUCAAUCUGAGGUGGAAAUUUGUAGCAGUCGAAAGUGGAGUUAUUCUUGUGUGCGGAAACAUAGAAAGCGUUACAGCAAAAAAACAGCAAGUGUUGUCCCAGCUAUAUUAAGACGACACCAAGAGAGUAAUACUGGUGACGUUCCAGAGAUGUCUACCACAGAGAGGAGCCACACUUUACCGACUAGUAUCCACACUAGUGUCCACACUUUACCUUCAAGUGUCUAUCUGCCUGGAGUUCCCAUAUGUUUCGAGAUGAAGCCAGAAGAGAAUUCUGAGCUACACAAUAUUAACUCUGUAUCUAAGUCUAUAACUCGGAUAAAGAAGAGGUCUAGACGUGUUUUCUGUAGAUUAACUGUAUUGAUCUUGGCUUUUGCUGUCAGUUGGAUGCCACUUCACCUCUUUCACCUUGUUACUGACUUUAAUGCCAAUCUAAUUUCCAACCGGCAUUUCAAAUUAGUUUAUUGCAUCUGUCACUUGCUUGGCAUGGUCUCCUGUUGUCUAAAUCCCAUACUCUAUGGAUUUUUAAAUGAUGGUAUAAAAGCAGAUUUGAUGUCACUCAUCAAGUGUUUCCAGAUAUCAUAGUUCCAUCCAGCUAUUUGCUCUCUAAAAUAUAUCACUUGGAUCUCUGUCUGAAAUGUUAUGUUAAUUGAUGGCAUAUUUUCCAUAAGAGAGUAAAAUGGGUUGUUCAACUAAUGCUAACAUUACAGACUUCAUAUAUAUUUGUACAUGUAUUUUCCUGCUACAUAUGAUCUCCAUGAGGUCUAUUUCUAAUCUCUUUAUUGCGGUGAAAAGAGACAACAUUCUGCAUACUGACAUUACCUAAAUAUUAUGAGUAUUUGUAAUAUAUCUACAUAUAAGAUCUUCUGAAUUGCUUGUAAUUGAUCCUAAUAUAAGCCCAUCGUAUGCAGACAUAUGACUAUCAUGGACCAUGCCAUAUUUGUCCUUGUGUUUACCACUCAGUCUUUUUUUUAUUUUAAAAGACUCAUUUUAAUAUCAGAUCUUUAAAUAUCAAUUUUCCUAUUUAUAUGAUAUGGAACUUGUUCGUAUUUGAAAGAACAAUAUUUUACACUACAU